AGGAGCUUCAGUUUCCUUCCUUGCUGAAUUGCUUGUAUGAUAUUGAAUCACCCCAAAAUUUUGAAAGUUUCCUUUUCAAUUCUCUGAUUGGACUUCAAUGGAGUUGGAUGACUGGGAACCGAGUGCGGAAGAGCUGGAUUCUCUGGAGCGAGAUGCAAUGAGGCAAAUCGCUGAGCGCAAUUCCUCGUCUUAUGCUGCCACCACCUCUGUGCACCAUACUCCGGUCUCUCCCCACCGGCCGGAGCUCUCUUCUGCUUCUGUGAAAAAUGCUCAGUCGCCUCCUCGGAGAAUACUGCCUUCAUUUGGAGCAAAUAAGGCAACUGAUUCUGGUCUAAAUGUGGAGUUCCCUGUAGAGAAUUUGUCAAGACAACAACAACCACAACAAAAACAACAGAAACGCUCUGUUAAACUUUUCCUCCAUGCAAGUGGUGAUAUAGCUGCAAAGUUUUUGUAUGACCAGCUACUUAUAGAUGCACUGCGAAAAGUACCUAAAGCGUUUUGGAAUGCAAAAGAAAGAUUGUGGAUGUUUCCUCUGUCAUCAUUGUCAUCAGCAGAAAAAAUUCUAAAUGGAAUUUCUAGCUCAAAUGUGGAGGUUCAGAACUUAGAUCCGUUGGUGCAACGUGCUAUUGUGGCUGCCAAUGAAGUUUGUGAUAUUCAAGAUCGCUAUGAAUCCAUUCCUGACAGCAUUAAAACGAAGCUAAUGCCUUUUCAGUGUGAUGGAGUAAGAUUCGCCUUGCAACAUGGUGCACGGAUUCUUUUAGCUGACGAGAUGGGACUUGGAAAGACAAUUCAGGCCAUUGCUGUAAGUUCUUGCGUCCGUGAAUCAUGGCCCGUUCUUGUUCUUACUCCAUCUUCGUUGCGUCUUCAUUGGGCUUCUAUGAUUCAACAGUGGUUGGAUAUUUCACCUUCAGAUAUCCUUGUGGUUUUAUCUCAAUUGAGUGGUUCAAAUAGGGCAGGAUUCAAAAUUGUGCCUUCAAAUGCUAAGAGAUCUAUCCAACUUGAUGGCAUCUUUAAUAUAAUAUCCUAUGACACUGUUCCUAAGUUACAGGAUACCUUAAUGGCAUCAGAGUUCAAGGUUGUUAUUGCCGAUGAAUCACACUUUUUGAAGAAUGCCCAGGCUAAACGAACCAAUGCAUCACUUCCUAUAUUACAGAAAGCCAAAUAUGCCAUAUUGCUUAGUGGAACUCCUGCCUUGUCAAGACCAAUUGAGCUUUUUAAACAGCUGGAGGCCUUGUAUCCUGAUGUUUACAAGAAUGUUCACGAGUAUGGAAACCGUUAUUGCAAGGGUGGCAUUUUUGGAGUUUAUCAAGGUGCAAGCAAUCACGAAGAACUGCACAACUUGAUGAAAGCAACUGUGAUGAUUCGCAGACUCAAAAAGGAUGUUCUCUCGGAGCUUCCUGUUAAGCGCAGGCAACAGGUUUUCUUAAACUUGGAAGAUAAGGAGAUGAAGUGUAUCAAUGCUUUAUUUUGUGAGUUGGAGGUUGUCAAAAGCAAAAUAAAAUCAAGCCAAUCCAAGGAGGAAGCUGAAUCACUUAAGCUCACUAUGAAUAAUCUUAUAAAUAAGAUUUAUGUUGCUUCUGCAAAGGGCAAGAUUUCAUCAGUUUUGGAUUACUUAGGAACAGUUAUUGAGGCAGACUGCAAAUUCCUUAUAUUUGCACAUCACGUAGAAAUGAUUGAUGCAAUUCACCAGUAUUUGCUUAAAAAGAAAGUUGGUUGCAUUCGCAUUGAUGGUGGUACUCCAGCAGCAUCACGCCAAGCUUUGGUCACAGAUUUUCAGGAAAAAGCAUCAAUAAAGGCUGCAGUGCUAUCUAUCAAAGCUGGGGGUGUUGGGUUAACCUUAACAGCAGCAAGCACAGUCAUAUUUGCAGAGCUAUGUUGGACUCCAGGUGACCUUAUUCAAGCAGAAGAUCGUGCUCAUAGAAUUGGCCAGGUGUCAUCGGUCAAUAUAUACUAUCUGCUGGCAAAUGACACUGUUGACGACAUAAUUUGGGAUGUUGUAAAGAACAAGCUGGAAAAUUUGGGACAGAUGCUUGACGGCCAAGAGAAGUCCUUAGAAGUAUUAGAAGAUAACUCAAAUAAAAGCCCUAUGAAACAAAAAACUCUUGAUUCCUUCAUGAAACGUUGCAACACAUCAUCUGAGCACGAACCCAUGCCAAAACACUUGCGCCAUUGAACAUCAGGCAUUUCAACUACCAAUGUUUUGUACAGACCGAGUUUAACUGCACAGUUAAACCACAGCCAGAUGAAAAUGAAUGGCAAAAGAGUAUGUCUAUCUUCAUUCUUGAGACCCCUGUAUCUCUGCAGCUUCUAUCAGAUUCAGGUAGACCAUUGUAUAUGCUCCGAGAGUGAGCUCUGCUUCUGAGUACAGUUAUUGAAUCAAAAUAGAGAUUAGGGUAAAAUAUCUCCAAUCUUUUGGCAAUGUACUAGUCCUGACUGGUAAUUGAAUGAAUCUGUCCUCAGAUGUUUUGUUUUAUUAGUA
Ipomoea nil (Japanese morning glory) is the source of this 2479-nucleotide messenger RNA. RefSeq names its product SWI/SNF-related matrix-associated actin-dependent regulator of chromatin subfamily A-like protein 1. The transcript has 25 exons. The record is from RefSeq and is a predicted model, not a curated record. Gene Ontology annotation, biological process: replication fork processing; DNA repair. Gene Ontology annotation, molecular function: ATP-dependent chromatin remodeler activity; ATP binding. Bases 98 to 2173 code for a protein of 691 amino acids. Gene Ontology annotation, cellular component: nuclear replication fork. Lineage: Eukaryota; Viridiplantae; Streptophyta; Magnoliopsida; Solanales; Convolvulaceae.